This is a messenger RNA of Wyeomyia smithii (pitcher-plant mosquito), 1204 nucleotides long. RefSeq names its product lipopolysaccharide-induced tumor necrosis factor-alpha factor homolog. The record is from RefSeq and is a predicted model, not a curated record. The coding region runs from base 56 to 421 and encodes 121 amino acids. The transcript is spliced from 3 exons. Gene Ontology annotation, molecular function: zinc ion binding. NCBI's taxonomy places the organism in Eukaryota, Metazoa, Arthropoda, Insecta, Diptera, Culicidae.
CAGUAACCGUUCCAUAGCGCUAGGAGAAGGUGGUCGAUCCAACAGUACAUUAAUAAUGGCUUCCGACAAAACUCAUCCCCCUACGUACGAUCAGAUCCACCCACCGCAAUCGAACCCCAACAUACCUACCAUUUAUAGUAACGUAGAACAAUUCAACCCCACCCCAGCCACAACCACGGUUAUUGUAACGAAUACUGCAGUUGGUCCUGAUCCGACCACGGUGACGUGUCCAUCGUGUCGAGCGACUGUUGUUACCCGGUUGGAGUACGAGACUACAACCAAAACCCACGUGUGCGCCGCCCUGUUGUGUCUUUUCAUCUGUUGGCCCUGCGUUUGCAUACCGUACUGCUCGACUUCGUGCCGAGACGCAAACCACUACUGCCCGAACUGCGGUUCGUUCAUUGGCACCUAUCGAAAGUAGAAAGCUUUCAAGCGCGCGAAAAGCUUCAACAUAACCGGCAGUAUCAUCAGUUUCAUUUGAGUGUGUAACAACAGCGAAAAGCUUCCGCCAUGCCCAAAUGGCAAGUGGAUUUUUGUCGCUAGUGUAUUAUAGUGCAUUAGAUCAUAGCUCUGCAGGCCGUACUAUUUGAAAACUUGUUUACGAUAUCUACUAGUCGCCCGCUGAUGCAACCACGAUUUCUCCUUUCGAGUGGGUUACCGUCCGUCCGAAACCCGGCGGGAAAGAGGGGCACGGCAAGGUUGACGCGUUGGUGUAGUGGAAGUUUUUUUCAGUCAGUUGGCGGCCGUGAGCAUAAAUUAAUUCUACGCUAGAUUGUGUUUGAUUGUGCUUUACUUGUUCAUGUAUAGUAUCAUUAUAAUAGGUGUACUGGAUGCCUUGUGCUAUUGUUGUUUACGCACUUUGCAAAGUAAACACUCUGCUCUGCAUUAUGGAAUGAUUUCUUUGCCUGCAUUAGUUUUAUUGCUGGAGAGUUAGAUAGAAUUCUAAUCUGGCAGGCAGAGCGAGUAGGUAUAACAAACAACAAUAAGCGGGGAGCGUUUAACUUAUUUAUGCGGCGCAAUAAUUGUAGAAGAACGAAAAAAAAACCAUUGAAGCGCAAUACGAUCACAUUUAAUCUGUUUUAACUUUUAUUUGGAGCGUUUUUCUUUAACAACCCGUCAUAUAGUUUAUGUGAAACAGAACGAACCAUUUAUUUAGCAAUAAUGUUUAUAUCUAAUCAAUUCCAUCAUUGUCAUUUAGUGUGUA